Hemibagrus wyckioides is the source of this 6949-nucleotide messenger RNA. RefSeq names its product leucyl-tRNA synthetase 2, mitochondrial (gene lars2). Gene Ontology annotation, cellular component: mitochondrion. Gene Ontology annotation, molecular function: aminoacyl-tRNA deacylase activity; ATP binding; leucine-tRNA ligase activity. Gene Ontology annotation, biological process: leucyl-tRNA aminoacylation; mitochondrial translation. The record is from RefSeq and is a predicted model, not a curated record. Lineage: Eukaryota; Metazoa; Chordata; Actinopteri; Siluriformes; Bagridae. Bases 161 to 2878 code for a protein of 905 amino acids. The transcript has 21 exons.
GAAUAAAGUUGUUUUUGAACAACAUGGCGGCGCCCAGUUAUCGGUGUGAGAGCCGUCUGGUCAGCCACUGAGAAAGAUGAACCGAGCAUGAUAUGGACUGGACGUAUAUUAAAAGUGUCUAAAUGCCUCGAGAUAUUUUUCGGGAUUGCCGUUAUUGUGCAUGAUGCUUAAAACCUGUCAGUUUGGACUGUAUUCUGUGGGACUGCUGAAGCAGGCAGGAUGCCUCCGUCCUUGGUUCCUCCAUGCCACACCUGCCAUCAGGACCGGGAUUCGGAGCUUGUUCAGCGAAAGUGGAGUGUGGGAGAGAGAUUACAGGGCAGACACCAGACGGAGGGUGGAGACAUGGUGGCAUCCACGCAUCCAGGAGCAAUGGCACAAAGACAUGAAGGAGCAGUGCACCCAGAAGAAGAAGUUUUACGUCCUCUCCAUGUUUCCUUACCCAUCUGGACGUCUGCACAUGGGCCAUGUGAGGGUCUACACCAUCAGUGACACCAUCGCUCACUUCCAGCGCAUGAAAGGUCAUCAGGUUCUGAACCCGAUGGGCUGGGAUGCUUUUGGCCUUCCUGCUGAGAAUGCUGCCAUCGAGCGUGGCCUCGACCCUGAACACUGGACGAAGAGUAACAUCCAGUCCAUGCGGGAGCAGCUGAACAGCCUGGGGCUGUGCUUUAAUUGGGAUAGGGAGGUCACUACUUGCUUGCCUGACUAUUACAAGUGGACGCAGUACUUGUUCGUCAAGCUUUAUGAAGCAGGAUUGGCCUAUCAGAAGGAGGCGCUGGUGAACUGGGACCCGGUGGAUCAGACAGUCUUGGCUGAUGAGCAGGUGGAUGAAAACGGCUGCUCGUGGCGGUCUGGUGCCCGUGUGGAGCAGAAGCUCCUCAGGCAGUGGUUUAUCAAAACUACCAACUAUGCUAAGCCUCUCCUGGAUGCCUUGGCGGAUCUCCCGGAGUGGUAUGGUGUGAAAGCGAUGCAGGCCAACUGGAUUGGGGAAUGCUCAGGCUGCUAUUUCGACCACGUGCUGAAGUUGGAUGGCAAAGACACAGGCGAGGUGCUGGCUGCUUACACGGCUUCCCCUGAAGCUGUGUUUGGAGCAGCGUUUGUCUCCAUCCUGCCUUCUCAUCGACUUUUGCACGGCUCCAGUCCAGUGGGACCUGCCCUGCACAAAGCACUUCAGCCUGGAAGAAACUCACUCAGUGAGGUCACUGCACUUAACAAGUUCACCGGACGUGAGGUUCCAGUUGUCGUCUCUGCUAAGACUGAGUUUCUGGGACAUCUCGACACUGUGAUAGGGAUCCCUGACAGCAGUGAGGAGGAUGUGUGUGUGGCGCAGGAGCUUGGUGUGAGAUGGGAAUCAGUAGUGAAGACUGAAGGAGAUGGAAGUCAAACUCUAAUCAACUCUGUUGAGUUCACAGGUCAGACCCGAGAGGAGGCCUUCAACUCAAUUACCCAGAAGGCCCAGGAAAGAAAAGUGGGUGGUUAUCUCACGAGUUCAAAGCUGAGGGACUGGUUGAUCUCAAGGCAACGAUACUGGGGUACACCCAUACCCAUAGUGCAUUGCAGCUCUUGUGGUCCUGUGCCUGUUCCUAUGGAGGAGCUACCAGUCAUGCUACCUAAACUGGCUUCGCUUACAGGGAAAGGGGCUUCGCCCUUGCAGUCUGCCCAGGAAUGGGUCAACUGCUCUUGUCCCAGGUGUAAAGGUCCUGCUCGGAGAGAGACAGACACUAUGGACACUUUUGUGGAUUCUGCCUGGUACUAUUUCAGAUACACAGACCCACACAACUCGGAGAGGCCUUUUGAUCGUUCUCUGGCUGACCACUGGAUGCCUGUGGAUGUGUAUAUAGGAGGAAAAGAGCAUGCGGUCAUGCACCUGUACUAUGCCCGUUUCCUCAGUCACUUCUGCCAGGACCAGGGCUUGGUCUCACACAGGGAACCUUUUAAGAAGCUGCUGGUGCAGGGCCUUAUUAAGGGUCAGACCUUUCGAGUGGCUGAGAGCGGGCAGUAUCUGAAGAAGGAGGAUAUUGAUUUCACAGUCUCUGAGCCUGUCCAGCGAGAAAGCGGGAAGCAGCUGCAGGUGAGCUGGGAGAAGAUGAGUAAGUCCAAACACAACGGUAUAGACCCUGAGGAAGUGGUGCAGCAGUAUGGAAUCGACACCGUGCGCCUCUACAUCCUCUACGCCGCUCCACCCGAGCAGGACAUCCUGUGGGACGUGAAGACUGAUGCUCUCCCGGGUGUGCUGCGUUGGCAGUCUCGCCUCUGGGGGCUUGUCACUAAACUGAGAGAGGCUCGUGAUGGCAGCGACACCCCCAACCCCUCAAUCCUCAACAAGAAAGAGUGCUUAGAGGCCCGGAAGAUCUGGGAAAACAAAAAUCAAGCCAUUGUGCAGGUCACCUCUCAUUUGACAGAAGACUUCCUGUUGAACGCGGCAAUCUCACGGAUGAUGGGCCUCACCAACACACUUUCCCAAGCGUCUCCUCGUGUGGUUCUACACAGUGUGGAAUUUGAGCAGGCUCUAGUCUCGCUGUGUGUGAUGGCUGCACCCAUGGCCCCUCACUUGACCUCUGAGCUUUGGGCAGGGUUGUCUCAGGUGAGAAACCCUCUCAAUCCUGAACUCUUUGGGAGUGGAGAUGUGCUGCAGCAGCGCUGGCCCACUGUGGACCCGGAGUACCUGCAGACUCCUGAUACAGUCGAGGUGUCUGUACGGAUUAACAAUAAGGCAUGUGGGAGUGUAACUGUACCUCGCCAGGUGGCUCAGGAUGCUGAGAAGGUGCGAGAGCUAAUACUGGGCAGCCCAUUGGGCAUGAAGCUCCUUGCUGACCGUGUCGUUAAGAAAGCCAUCCUCUCUCCCAGGACUGCUCUUAUCAACUUCCUGGUUGAGGAAUGAAUUGUGUGAGAGAGAGAGAGAUCAUUGUGCUGUUCCAGUAUCUAAAUGGCGAAGUGAGCUGUUAUUAAAGAUCUCUACAUACAGUUAGGACACCGGACCUAUGCACUUUGACAGAAGAUUGGAUGGAUGCAGCCAUCUGUUUUUAAAUUAUAAACAAUGACUAAAGACUUUUUUUUUUUUUAAGAAUUAUCCUCUUGAUCUGAUAAUCUCCUGUUGAAUGAAAAAAAAAUGUCUGUUAAGUUGAUGAUGGAGAUUAAAUUUCCACCCAUUAUUCCCCUUUCCCUUUGUUCUCCUCUAUUUUCAUCAGUAACCAAGAGAUUUUGUCUAGCCAAGAUAUAGUCACACAUGCCGCCCGAUGAAGGAUGUCUAAUGGAACUGUUAAUCCCGAACAUAUACCCAACCUUCCCACAAUCCCAUCUUUUCUUGAUAACAGAGAGAUAGAGAUGGAGAGGCUACUGUGCUCUUAGAAUCCUGUCAGUGCUUGUGACUAGAGCCAAUGACAACUGAGCUCUAGGUGACUCAUUCUGUCCUCUUUGGAUCAGUGAGUUAUAUUUGGUAGGUCUAGACUUGUUCUUUCCCCUUAUGCUCUUUCAAAAAGAUGAAUACUGAACUGACUGGUGGGUUUUCUCAAACAGAAAAGAAUAAGAGCUGAUUCAGUUGAUCUUGUACUGUAGCCUAGAAGCCUGUGUUAAGGAGUCACUUUUGAAAUCCUCACAAUCUUUAAUGUUAUUUUAACCUUUACCGGCCUGUUUGAAACUUUGCUUUAUUAGCAUAUAAGUAGUUAUACAAAAUGUCAUAAUGUUUAGAUACCUUUUUUAAUCAGGAGAACCAGUCUGAACCCAAUUUAUGUGAGUUAUGUGUCAAAUUAUAGUGAUGUGAAUCUGUGCGUCAUAUUACUUCAAACCCCUAUUGAAUUUUUUUCCUCAGUAUCAUCCACCACAUGGGCCACAUUUGCACAGCAGAUAUUUAAAUAGACCGAUGAUGCUGGCUUGCAGGUCACCUAGGUUCCUGUUUGUGUACUUUGUGAAAGUGCAUCAGCAGUUCUUUUUGGAGAAAGAACAGUCAUCACAUUGUAGCAGCAAUUUAACACUGUGUCCCCAUCUUCCCCUUCCUGUUGGCUCCAGUGGGCAUUACCACCAUGCCGAAUGGGAGACAGCCGUCUCUCCUGAGUGUCCUGAGUAACUUCAGCCACAGAAUCGUAAAGUGAUUUAGUCAGCCUUUGAGCAACAAAAGAAGAGCAAAAUCUGAGUAAAGGCAUAAAGCCCUUCUUUCAUGUUGCCUGAGGAGCUAGGCCUCCUGGGUAUUGGAGUCCUGGGGGUGUUUCAGAAUCAAACAGUAGUUCUAUUGUUUGGGUUUAUUCCUUAACACAGCCAGAUGUCAUUCUCAAACCGUGCGUUAUUUAUACUGACAAUCCGAUCUACAUGCUCGCAAAACUAUUCCUUUCUCUGUGUGACCUGGGCACAUGAAAACAUCAUAGUGACACUCUGAUUUAAUGUAACUAUAUUACACAAUAAAUAUAUAUUGAUAGAUAGAUAAAUAAAUGCAGUAAAUAAUAAUAGAAUAUAAAUAAUACUGCCACAUUUCCUUUUUCCGUCAUAUCUGCUGACUCAUGCAUUUCAGUACUCUGAGCAGACAGGACAUCUGAAAUGACCAAUGUCCAACCCUGCUAUUUUUAUAUUAAUGUAUUCAUGCUCCCGUGUUGAAUGUUUUCACUUUCAUUUCGGCAAAGGAAGAAUUUUCUUCAACCCUUUUCACCUUUUGCAUGUGCCCCAUGAAUCUCAAGGUCUUAUUUUAGUCUCCGUUUAUCCUGUGUUCAUGAACUUUGACUUGAAGCAGGAGUCUAGUUUCUUUGGAAGUUCCAGUUCAUAUCACAGUAAUUUCAGUAUUUUAAAGGGGCAAGGUUUAAAUUAGGUAUCUGCUUCAUUUACAUCAUCCUAAACUGGGAUUUAGCUUAGUACUUGGGUAUCUUAGUGCACUCAUGGAAACUCACAGUUUGGAAACUGUAUAGUUUUAUGACCUCUAUUAGUUGUGUAACAUAUGUGCUGUUUUUAACUUUUAAUUAUUAAAUGUAGUGGUUGCUUUGAAGAAAUGCAUAUCACAGUUUUAAACAAAAAAUAUUUCUCUUAAAAAUGAUUACUUUCAUUGUUGUGCUAUAAAGCCGUGCUACCAUUUUAUAUUUCCAUCAAAUUAUCCUCUACCCAGACACCAAAGGUGUUUACACAAAGUAAAGGAUUUUCACUUGACUAAUUACUACAGUCUUUGAGUUGAAGAAGGCAUGUGACAACAGGAAUUUUGAAUCUAUUCAAAGCAGUGAAAUUGCAUGACUGGGUUUUAAGAUCACUGUUAUGUCUUUGGGUUUAGGCAAUAUUUUGACAAGGAGCAAUUAUGUAACUAAUUGUACAGGUCACACUCUGUUUUUCCAGAUGCUGCUGGUUCAUGAUAACACCUGUGCUAAUUGGAUUCCAUAACUAUAUUAUAGAGAUAUUUUUGUCUAGAAAGCAAAUUGAAAUCAUUUUUUAAUGAUACAUACAAAAUAUGUUUAGCAGCCUUAUUUAUUUGUUUGAGAGGAAAAUAGUUUCCCUAAUCGUUUCCACUGGCUCUCUGUCCAUCUCUUGUGUUUCACAUUAACACCCACAAGACCUGCUGUUAUUGAUUUCUCUUUGGAAUGUCCGAAAUCAGGACAACACUGUGAUAGAAAAUCAAGAUGUUAACAAAAGGAAAUAUAUAUACAAAUGUAACCGUUAAGAUAUAACCAGAAAGAAGCUACAGAAUACACAUAUACAGUUUGGAGUAGCAAAUUAAGUGUAGAUUUUAUAAAAUAUACCUAAAUGAAUUAACUUAAUAAUGGCUGCAUUAAAGCUUUAUCUUUAUACUCUUAUAUGUUCAAUCUGAAGAGGAUCGCUGAGUGUAUAAUUGUUUGGUCCGGCUAGUGUGUUAGGCCACUUGAGAGUGUGUUUUUUUUAAUCAUGGUCCACGCAUUCCACGCCUUCACUCUGCAGAUAGUGUAGCUGUGGUGGAAUGUGUGGCUUGCAGCUGGAGCGGUGUGUGUUUUCUCACACAUGGCACACAGUGCUGGGGUGAAACCAGGGACACAUGAACCGAAGCUGUUAUUUGCCACCUGCCUCUCCUAAUCAUGCAGAUCUCCACUGUUUUAUUUUAUUUCUAUCCAUUCUUUUUCAUUUACAGUUGUUUUUCUCUUGUGCCUGGCUUUGCAGUGAGAUAUGUAACCUUAGCGGUUCUUAUAAUUUAACUCAUUUUACUUGAUCAAGCAAGUUUUAUAAAACAUUUAAGGUAUCGCUCAGUAGUUUUGCAACAGUUUAAGCACAUUCAAGAUUCAAGAGUUUAUUGACAUAUGUACAGGAAACAGUGUGUUACAUCAUACAAUGAAAUUCUUACUCUGUGUGGCCUCCAUUAAAAAAAAAAAAGCAGUAAUACCUUGAAGUCUUUAUAGUUUUCAGGCUCCUUGAAUAAAGGACAGGGCAGGGCUGUUUUACGCAGUCACUAAGUCAUGGCUUGUCUACAGCUUUUCCCAGAGCUGGGUGUGGGGGCGAGGCAAGGAUUAUUACAAUGGAGUCACAUCUAUGUUGGGUAAUUUGGGUGUUGCAGGCCGCCUACACUGAUACUUUAUUGCUUAAUGAGAUGGUAUAAUAAGAAAACUGCCAGCAAAUGGCACUAAAUAAGUGAAAUGUGUCACCAUGUCUUAUGUAUGCACGUGAACCUGAACUAAAUCAGUAUUAUGCUCAUAGAAAAUAGCUCACAUUGCUUAUGUAAUGCAUUUUUAAGUGUAGGCUAAUAGCAGUAUUUAAUGUGAAGUGUACAUUUUUACUAGAUGAGAUCUUCACUCUACAGUGAAGGCAAGGUAUUUUUUAACAAAGCAAAAAGGAACCACACAAUGAACAAAUUUGGGCUUUACAGUGUAAAUAGCAUAAAUAGCUGAAAGGGUUGAAAUGUAAUCUGAUUGUAUAUUAAAAAGAAUCCUAUUAUCCUUUGAUUUGACCUAUUAUGAAUUUAUUUAUUUAUCAAAAUGUGUUACUUAAAAAUAAAGGAUUUUAAAUAAAAGUUAUUCAUUUA